CCAUGAACAGCUCCACGGCAGGCUCCGAGGGGGGCUGGCAUCCCGAGUCCGUGAUAAUCCCCCUGGUGUACCUCGUCAUCUUCCUCGUGGGCACGGUGGGCAACAGCCUGGUCCUGGCCGUGCUGCUGCGCAACGGGCAGGUGAAGAACACCACCAACCUCUUCAUCCUCAACCUGGGGGUGGCCGACCUCUGCUUCAUCCUCUUCUGCGUCCCCUUCCAAGCCACCAUCUACACCCUGGAGGGGUGGGUGUUUGGGCCCUUCAUGUGCAAGGCUGUCCACUUCUUCAUCUACCUCACCAUGUACGCCAGCAGCUUCACCCUGGCCACCGUCUCCCUCGACAGGUAUUUGGCCAUACGAUACCCCCUGCACUCAAGGGAGCUGAGGACGCCCCGGAAUGGCCUCAUGGCCAUCGGCCUCAUCUGGGGGCUUUCCUUCAUCUUCUCGGGCCCUUACCUCAGCUACUACCAGGAAUUCCAGCUGGCCAACCUGACCGUGUGCCACCCCAUCUGGGAGAUCUCCCAGCGCAAGGUCAUGGACAUCUGCACCUUCGUCUUCAGCUACAUCAUCCCGGUGCUGAUCCUGAGCCUCACUUACGUGCGGACUAUUCGCUACCUGUGGAAGUCCGUGGACCCUCUCCAAGACAUGUCCGAGUCCAAGAAGGCCAAGCGGAAGGUCACCAGGAUGAUCAUCAUUGUGGCCGUGCUGUUCUGCCUCUGUUGGCUGCCCCACCACCUGGUCAUCCUCUGCGUCUGGUUCGGGUACUUCCCCCUCAACCACUCCACGUACGUGCUCCGCAUCCUGUCGCACGUCAUCUCCUACGCCAACUCCUGCGUCAAUCCCAUCGUCUACGCCCUGGUCUCCAAACACUUCCGCAAGGGCUUCAAGAAGAUCUUCAGCUGCCUCCUGCACAAGAAGGCAGCUCACAGGGUGCACGUGGCCCAGGUGACCAACACCGUCAGCACGCUGGAGGCAGAGCUCAGCGAGGUGACCCAGCUCAGCGAGGCCCUGCCCGGCCGCUCUGCCGCGCGCUGCAGGGUCCCAGCCCAGCCCUGGGGGGAGGUGGAGCUGGUGGGACAGCAGCACAAAGCAGAUGGCUCCUUCGUCACCUUCAGUGUCAGCUAGCAAAGCUUCUCCCCACCCCACGGCUUUGCAGCAUGGCAGGCCUGGGGACAGGCUACAUUUUGGGUUGAAAUGUGGCCAGUCAUACUCUUUUCAUUCAAGUGCACCCAGAUGUCAUAACAGUGAUGAUGCUGCUGAUACAGACUCAGCCAAGCAGCUGACCACGGAUCCAAGGGCAGGAUUCGCUUCCACCAAGCACUUGCUGAGAGUAGAGAUCAAACCCCCCAAAACUACUCUGGUGUAAUCACCUGUUCCUCUGUCACAGACAGACUUAUGCCCUGUUGCAUCUACACCUGGAGCUUGUUGAAAGUUCUGGUCCCUCCAACCAACACAGCAUCUGGCUGGAGUUAGUGGGGUGCUCUUUUACGGAUAUUUGGGAAGUCUUGUUUUGUUUGUGACCUGGUAGAGGAGCUGCAUCCCAGGGCAGCUCUGGCCACAGCCAUGUGGGCACAAACCCAGCUCAGGUAGGAAAAUCCAGGAGAGAAGCAUAGAAGGUCACCAAGGACCAGAAGGGAAGGGAGGCUGUUUGCUGGGGGAGCACAGCCAUGGCCCUGCAGGAGAGGAACCUGAGUGGGACAGGACCACACUGGGGGAGGAUUUGAAUGCCUUGGACAGCUUGGACACGGCUCAGCCUCUCAUCAAAGUGAGGUGAUUGUGGAGAAGAGUGAAGCAGAGCAGCAGCACUGCUUCCCUGAAGCCACGGUGUGGGACUAGACAGCCAGGGCCGUGUGAGAGCUGAGGGUCCCCAGCC
Messenger RNA from Neopelma chrysocephalum (saffron-crested tyrant-manakin), 1872 nucleotides. RefSeq names its product galanin receptor 2 (gene GALR2). Gene Ontology annotation, molecular function: G protein-coupled receptor activity. Gene Ontology annotation, cellular component: membrane. Gene Ontology annotation, biological process: G protein-coupled receptor signaling pathway. The transcript has 2 exons. The record is from RefSeq and is a predicted model, not a curated record. Lineage: Eukaryota; Metazoa; Chordata; Aves; Passeriformes; Pipridae. Bases 3 to 1124 code for a protein of 373 amino acids.